Ictalurus punctatus (channel catfish) is the source of this 8829-nucleotide messenger RNA. RefSeq names its product synapsin-3. Bases 1005 to 4292 code for a protein of 1095 amino acids. NCBI's taxonomy places the organism in Eukaryota, Metazoa, Chordata, Actinopteri, Siluriformes, Ictaluridae. Gene Ontology annotation, cellular component: synaptic vesicle membrane; synaptic vesicle. The record is from RefSeq and is a predicted model, not a curated record. Gene Ontology annotation, biological process: neurotransmitter secretion. The transcript is spliced from 25 exons. Gene Ontology annotation, molecular function: ATP binding; metal ion binding; NAD+ poly-ADP-ribosyltransferase activity.
AAUGUGAGAGAGGCCUUUAGUUGCUUAGAAGUUACCCUGGGGUUCCUUGUGACCUCGCAGACUAUUACACAUCUUGCUCUGGAGUGAUCUUUUUUGGUCUCCACUCCUGGGGAGGGUAACAAUGGUCUUGAAUUUCCUCCAUUUGUAUACAGUUUAUCUGUGGAUUGGAGGAGUCCAAACUCUUUAGAGAUGGUUUUGUAAACUUUUCCAGCAUGAUGAGCGUCAACAACUCUUUUUUAGAGGUCAAAAUUGCAAUUGCAGGACGUUGUUUUGCAUGGACCUUCGCAGAGAUGUUUGUUGGUAAAUAAGACCUUUUAGCUGUACUCAUGUUCGACGUACAUACAUCUGCAUUAAUUUUGAAAAGUUGCAAGUUCUUCAGAAUAUUGUGGAACAUUGAAGAUUUUGCAGAGCCGGGAGGCUUCCAUGUCAGCGGCGGAGUCUUCCCAGCAGGCUUCACCAGCCAUCACUGGAAGCAAAAAGAUACACAGAUAAGUAGACUGCCAGUAAUAAGGCACAGAUAAGAAUCAUGACGCGUUACCUGCCAGCUCAAUCCGCCUCCUCUUCAUCCACACCUGAUGCUCGACCACGCCCACACCCAUAAUUUGUCAGUAAGUGUUUUAUGCACAUUUUGAUGUAUUUUUUUGUAUGUUUAAAGUUAUAUAACGUCAGCACCAUUUCUGUUCUGUUUCUGUGGGACUUUUAUUUUGAAACUCUUCAUGUUCUUAGCAUUAGGAGCCAUAUUGUUUAUGGUAUUAGUGCAGGGAAGAGCUGGUUCCUCUACUCAGAGCUUUAGAAUGUUUCAGUAGAGCUCCUCUGAGGAUAAAAGUUUUGGAGAGUGUUAAAGACGCCCCAAAAAGCUAAGUAGAAGCUCUUACUAGGAUUUCAAGAAACGUGUGAUGUACGUUAAAUCCUCUGUAAAUUCAUCAGUAAAGUUGUGCUGGUUCCUCUACAAUACGUCAGCAGCUUGAACUCCACACAGAGAAGCAGCAGGAACUUCAACAGUCAUGGGAUCAGAAGCGUUUGGUAGUCAGUAUUUAUAUGACCAUGAUGGGCAAACUGAGCUUGAGGACGCGUGUGAUGAGCUAACUCAACUAGAUUUAAAUGACAUAGAAAGUGAAACAGAUACAUGUGUGGAGAUUGAUGAGGAAAGUGAAAUGCAGGUUGUUCAAACCAAUCUGAGAUUAUGUAGGAUUAAAUAUUGUGAAGGCUGCACCAACCUUCACUUGUGCAAACUGUACCUGUUUGGAGAGUGCCCAUACAACAAUGAAAGAGAGGAGUGCCAGUACAGCCAUGACCUCUAUUCAGAGCACAACGUCGGCGUGCUGUGCCAACACAAACUGCUGGAACUGGACUGCAGUGAGCUGUGCAUUACACUUCUACAAAAUGACACCACACUACUGCCUUCAGUGUGCUCGGCAUAUAAUGAGGGCAGUGGUGAGUUUGGGAAGUGUCUUGAGGCAGGAACCUGUAAAAAACUCCAUUUCUGUGAGAACUACAUCAGAGGAAUAUGCGAUGGCAGCACUGGAUGCAGCAGAUGCCAUGAUUUAUACGAGCCUCAUCCGUUUAAAACACUGCAGGACCACGGAGUGUCCAAUGAGCUGAUGGGCAUUUUACUGUCAAUCUAUAAGAACAUGCUUACCAUUGCAGAUGCAAACAGACCCCGAAUUAACAGCAGUGCCGUAGCAGCAGAGGAAUGGAUAUGUCUUUUCCACUUACAUCAUUCCUGCAGUUUGGAAAAUACAUGUAGAAAUGUACAUUUCUACUUGCCUUAUAAGUGGGAGCAGAGGGAUGGGGACAGCUGGAAAGGUCUGCCUGAUAAUGAGGAAAUAGAAAGAGCGUUCUGUGAUCCCACGAAGACUCUCAGUGACAGCAGCGUACCUGUACACUUUGACACAAUGACUCGAGGUUCUGUAGAGGUGCGCCGUCUCUCUACUAUUUCAUCAGUUCUGGAUCCCAGCUUCGCCCUCACUACAAAAUGGAUCUGGUACUGGGACGAUGAAUAUGGGAACUGGAUCCAGUAUGGAACAUCACAAGAAACACACAAUAUAUCUUCCAUCACCAGUGAGUUCCUGGAGUGGAAAUACCAAGAAAACAGUAGUGCUAUCAUCACCUUCACUACAGCCGAACACUCUUACGAGGUCAAUAUGCAAGACAUGAUGCAGUACAACAAAAAGAGUAACACCAAAAUGCGAGUAAGGAGGAGACCGCUGUUUCUCUCAGCAGUAGACGUCCAAGACAUCAUAACAAGAGAAACGGAAUCCGAGGAUCAUUCGCAAAAUCCCCAAGCUUUGCCUUGUGACUCGGAUAAAGCCAAUAUGUCUGCAACUGGAUUCAAGAGGGUUGUCCUGAGCAGUGAUACAGAUGAAUAUAAGAAGAUCGUUGAGCGCUUUGAUCAGACAAUGUCAGAGUUUAACGUGACGAACGUUGAGAAGGUGCUGAACGCGGACUUAUGGGAGGAUUUUCAGAGGCAUGUCAAUGUCAUGAAACAAAAAAAUGUAGGCAAAGAAAAUGAAAUACUAUUGUUUCAUGGCACCGAGUCCAAACAGAUUGAUGUCAUCUGCCGGCAGGGCCCUGACCGGAGAAUUUGUGAAGCACAUGAGACAGCAUUUGGUAAAGCCCACCCUCUCUUGCCAAUCAACAGCACCACCAUGAAUUACUUGCGCCGACGUCUGUCCGACAGCAGCUUUGUAGCCAACUUGCCCAAUGGCUACAUGAUGGACUUGCAGAGGCCAUCGGGCUCCAGCGGUUCCAGCAGCUCCACCAGCUCCCCAGCAUCCCCGGCCAUGGAGAGGCGCCAGCAGCAGCCCGCAGCACCAGCCCCGUGUCCGCCUCCUCAACCCGCCUCCUCGGGCACAUUUCUCAGCUCUUUCUCCAGCGUGGUGAAGACCGCUCAGAUCGCCAGCGCCGUGCAGGCCAAAGCUGCUGCUCAUGGGGACAGCAGCACAGCAGCUGCAGCAGCCGCUGGCGCAGCUCUGGCCAAGACUGUAGUCCGCAAGCCCAAAGUACUGUUAGUCAUCGAUGAUGCACACACAGAUUGGGCAAAGUAUUUCAGAGGGAGGAAGCUGAACGGGGAAUAUGAGAUCCGCGUGGAACAGGCUGAGUUUUCAGAGAUCAACGUGGCAUCCACCGUCAGCACUGGCUGUGUGGUCGAUAUGCAGGUCACGCGAGGUGGCACCAAAGUUGUCAGGUCCUUCAAGCCAGAUUUCAUCCUGAUUCGCCAGCAUGCCUACAGCAUGACCCCGGGAGAAGACUUCAGAAGCCUUGUGAUUGGUCUGCAGUAUGGCAGUGUGCCAAGCAUCAACUCCCUGCAUGCCAUCUACAACUUCUGUAGCAAGCCCUGGGUUUUUGCUCAUAUGAUCAAACUCUACCAUGACUUGGGUCCAGAGAAAUUCCCACUGAACGAGCAGACUUUCUUCCCCAACCACACACAGAUGAUGCCCACUCCGACAUUUCCAGUUGUAGUAAAGAUGGGGCACGCCUAUGCAGGCAUGGGAAAGAUUAAGCUGGAGAAUUCGACCGACUUCCAGGACAUCACCAGCGUGGUGGCUCUCGCCAAAACGUACGCAACCGCAGAGCCUUUUGUCGACUCCAAGUACGACAUCCGGAUCCAGAAAAUUGGCAACAACUACAAAGCGUACAUGAGAACCUCCAUUUCAGGUAACUGGAAGGCCAACACCGGGUCUGCUAUGCUGGAGCAGAUCGCCAUGACAGAUAGGUAUCGUCUGUGGGUGGACUCGUGCGCUGAGAUGUUUGGAGGCUUGGAUAUCUGCGCUGUGAAGGCUGUACAUGGAAAAGAUGGCAAGGAUUAUAUUAUAGAGGUGAUGGAUAGCUCCAUGCCUCUGAUCGGCGAGCAUGUGGAGGAGGACAAGCAGCUCAUUGCUGAUCUGGUCCUCAACAAGAUGGCCUUUGCUCUGCUCGGGAUCACCUCUCCUCAGUCCUCCAAUGCCAAGGGACAGACACAGCCUGGUCCACAGACGACUCAGCCGAGACGAGCUCAAGCCACCGACACAACAAGACAAGGAGGUCCUCGCUCAGGUUCUGCCUCACCGUCUCAGUCUGCACAGGGAUCUCCACAGCGAGCUCGCUCUGCGAACACCUCUCCCAGUCAAGCCUUCCAGCCUGGCCCAAUCCCAGCAUCCUCCUCUCAGAAACAAGCACCACAGCUCAACAAAUCUCAAUCUCUCACAAACACCUUCACGGAGACACUGAGAGGAAACCCAGUGGACGACGAGGCCAAAGCUGAGACCAUCCGCAGCCUCCGCCAGUCCUUUGCCAGCCUGUUCUCCGACUAAUACGCUCGCUCACACACACACCAAGAUCUGCACUUUUGGAAUGAAGGUUGUUGUGAAGGUCAGUAGAGUCGAAGCGAAGUGGCUAACCUCACAACUGAGGAAGAGGUGCGUUAGCUCCAUGUCACUAGGACUGAGAUCACGUCUCAUUCUUUUCAAACCUGAUUCUUUGACCUCUUCCCUGAUUCUGAGAUUUUAAGAUUUGACUUCCCUUUAUUUAUUUAUUUUUUUUAUUUAUUUUUUUUUUUAAACCAUAACACUGAGAAGAUCCACAAAGUUUCCAACAUGAAAAUAACCACAAAAGCUCGUCUUGUAUGUCUAAUAUCUGUUAUUACAGUUUACUUCAGUGACUUGAGCGUUUGCAGCAGGGUUCACCGAUUCCAGUCGCGGAGGUUCGGAAUGACGUUCGAGCGAUUUCUCGGCUUUAAGCGGGUUUAAUCGGUGAGAUCGCCAGACUGCACCGGAUUGUGGAACUCUGCUUUACAAACUGCUUUGGUCUAAAAUCAGUAUCUUCCUGUGGACUCAUCAACGUGGUUGUAACUUGUAGUGUAACAGUAUGAAAAGUUUCUCCGAUACUCGUAUAACCCAAUAUCACAGCAUCACCUUCAUCUAACUAACAACUAAUUCAUCCGAACUAAUAAACUGCUUAGCAACAACAACAACAACAAAAAAAGAAAAAUCGGUAUUUCUGUCCUGUUUUAUAAAUGUAGCAUAUUUCAAGAGUCAUUUUUUUUUUCAAAUCUGUAACAGUGUAGCAUAACGUUAACAGCGUAACUGUUUCAAAUUUACCGUCUUAUGCUAUCAACGGCGCUUUAUGAUUGAAUUAGCGAUUGAAUUAGCGAGCAGUUACCGUGAUAUAAUCCUUCAAGCCCAUGACACAGUAUGUAUUACAUCAGGCAAUAUUCCACAUGUUUAUUUCCAAAUAUCGGGAUCAGUCUUCCAUUACAAAUGAAUCUUCCCUUUAUACGUGAAGUGUACUUGACAGUGUAAGUACUGUAAAUAGUAUUCUAUUUAUUGGGCAUUUCAUCUCCUUACUGGGAAUCUCUGACAUUGACUUUUGAGGGAAGAAUCUUCACAACAAACUAAGGAAAAGGUCAUCAUCAUAAUAAUAAUAAUAAUAAGAAGAAGAAUAACCUGUGAGUCCCAUUUGAAAGCCAUUAAAUCACUGACAUACUGAGGCCUUGAUUUACUAAGAUCCUAAAUACUGUGUGUUGGGGGAAAAGUGGACGUGUGAUUUAUAAAGAAUAAUUACGCGAAUUACAUUAGCUGUAGAAUAGGGGUAGAGAACAAUAUGGAUAUGAGGUGUUUGGAUUCGAUAGCCGUGACACGUGUUCACGUGUUUUAAGAGAAUCUCGCCAUGAGUCAGAGUGAAACCAAACAUCUCCACACAGGCGUAUUUCUGCAGUUCAAUUAAAGGCUUUGAGUUGCAUCAGAAAAUCAGUGUAAAUGCAAAAUAAAAGGGUGUGUCAUGGAGGCCUGAGAACAGGCCUCUCCAAAUUCAGGUUCCUACUCGGAACGCGGAACGUUUACACGACCGCUCGCAAUAGUAAAUACUGUGCAGUAAUAUCGGCACCCUUGGUAAAUAUGAGCAAAGAAGGCUGUGUAGAAAUUGUCUUUAUCUUUUAAACUUUUGAUGUUUUGUUUAAAAAAAAAAUUCACAGAAAUAUUCUGCUCUCAUGGAUAUGAAACAAUUGCAAACAGAACACUGGUUUAUCCGCCAAAAAAAUCUUUGUUAAAUAAAGGUGUGCAACAAUUAUUGGCACCCUUUUAGUCAAUACUUUGUGCUGCCUCCCUUUGAUAACAGCUCUGAGUCUUCUCCUAUAACGCCUGAUGAGGUUGGAGAAUACAUGGCGAGGGAUCUGAGAGCGUUCCUCCAUACAGAAUCUCUCCAGAUCCUUCACAUUUCCAGGUCCACGCUGGUGGACUCUCCUCUUCAGUUCACCACACAGGUGUUCUAUGGGGUUCAGGUCAGGGGACUGGGAUGGUCAGGGCAGGAUCUUGAUUUUGUGGUCAGUAAACCAUUUUUGUGUUGAUGUUGAUGAUGUUUUGGAUCAUUGUCCUGCUGGAAGAUCCAACCACGCCCCAUUUUAAUCUUUCUGUCAGAGGCAGUCAGGUUUUCAUUUAAUAUCUGUUGAUAUUUGAUGGAGUCCAUGAUGACAUGUAUCCUAACAAAAUGUCCAGGUCCUCUGGCAGAAAAACAGCCCCAAAACAUUAAAGAUCCUCCUCCAUAUUUAACCGUGGGCAUGAGGUACUUUUCCAUACGGCUACCUCUCUGUGUGCGCCAAAACCUCCUCUGUGUUUAUUACCAAAAAGCUCUGUUUCGGUUUCACCUGACCGUAGACCCCGAUCCCAUUUGAAGUUCCAGUAGUGUCUGGAAAACUGAACACGCUCGAGUUUGUUUAUGGACGAGAGUAGACUCUUUUUUCCCCAGUGUUUUGUUUGCAAUCGUUUGAUAUCCAUGAGAGCAGAGUAUUUUCGUGAAUUUUUUGAAGAAAAGAUCAAAAGGUUAAACAAUAAAAGAGAAUUUUUCACAGCCUUCUUUGCUCAUAUUUACCAAGGGUACCAAUAUUAGUGGAGGUCUCCGUAAGUAAGUAAAUAAAACACUUCGACACCUUAAAUGACUUUUAAACAGAAAUAUCCUAUCGCAUAUUCAUUAAGGGGGGAAAAGAUGCACAUACAGAGAACAUUUUUGUUCAUGUACAAGAUACAGUUCUCCAAAAGCCCUAUAAGUAAAUCAGCCUUCACUGUUUUUUCUGUUUUUUUUAUGGGUGUUAUAAAGUUUGCACAGGGUUUUACACACACACACACACACACACACACAUAUCUUUAGUAAAUCGGGGCCUAAGUCUUUUGGGGGUUUUUUAAGCGAAAAAGAUCAUCCUUACAGAAUAUCCAAGGUGUCAUGUUGGUCUCUCUCAGUGUUUUGUUUCAUUUUCAAGUAUUUCGUGACCAUGAAAAUAUUAUGUUGCCUGUUAAUAUAAGUAGCUGGGUUUAUUUGACUUGUGGACCAAAUUCUGUGUUCAUGUUAAAAAAAAUAAAAAAAUGAAUUAAAAUAAAAAAAAAAAGAGAGGAAGGAAAAAAAACCUCAAGCUUUGCAGUGAUGCUAACUGGUUUACUCGUUUUCGUUCUUUCUUUCUUUCUUUUUUUCUUUUGAGAGAAUGCCUAAUGUCAGUGUGACGUAUCGGUUUCCUCUAGAAUCUACACGCACAUUAUGUAGUGCACUGAAAAGCCAUAAAAUAGAAAAGAGGAUCCGUUUCAUGUUUUGGUGAUUUUAACCGGUCUUUGUUACCUGUUUAUAUUUUAGCCGCACACCGCUAAGUUUCAUUUCUUAUCUAUCCGAUAUAAUAACAGAAGACGUGUUCAUAUGUGCAUUAUAUGUCUGUACACGCCAGUCUCCCAGUCAGCUGGCGGAGUAAUAAUCCUGUAUUCAGAGCUAGUCCAAGCAAUCGAAUGAUCUGUUGACUAGAACUUCGGCGUGGUCUUAUGUAUCGUAUUCUUUCUUUUCCUUGGAAUUACCUGAACUGUGUAACUAAUCUAUAAAAACAUCCAGUGCAUUUCUGUAUGCGUGUUAAUUCAUGAUUAUUUAUUUCUUUGUUAUUUUUAUCCGGUGUAUCAAAACUACAAAGUUAUAUAUUUAUGUAUGUAUGUAUGUAUGUAUUUAUUUAUUUAUUUAUUUAUAUUUAUAUGACAUUUUAUUUGAUCCCCUGUAUAUUAAGCGGAACGAUGUUCUUUACGAAGCAUGCCUUGAUUUCUACAGUAUUCUACCCGAGUGUUUGACAUAUCUGAGCAUCAAUCGAUGAGGUGAUUAGCUUUAAAAAAAAAAAAAAAACAACAACAACAAAAAACAAAACAAACAACUGAGGCAUAGCUGUUGAUGAUCACCUGACUUGCAGUCGCUAUAGGCUACCUCACGGCUCGCAUCUCUCGCAGUGCAAACGCCUCAUCCGUUAAAAAUUAUGCAGUCGAAGCCAGCGCUCGGAGAACGUGUGAAACCCGCUGCGUACGUACAGUAGCUGUAGGUCCGUUUUCUUUUCCACCUCCCCUCCUAGAGGACGUUAGGUCAGUGGUUUUUUUCUUUUGUUUCAAGUCAGACAGACGGAUGUGGGUCGCAACACAGCAACUACGGCGACGUGGAAUUGACAACGACGAAGCAAAACCAGCUGAUCGCCAAGCAAUCGCUGUCUCAUACAGUGUUUUCCGGCAUCCUAAAAUAUACACACGACAAUAUACACACGCAGGAACGACACACGUGCAGAAAAACGCAUUACAAGAAUACGAACACAUCUCUAUGGUUGUCAUAUUGCAGUGAGUUAUGCAGUGUAGUGUUUUUCUCUAAAGUAAAUGUGGCAUGAUUAGGACUCCUUUCUCUCUCUCUGGUGCCUCUGUAGUGAACGUUACUCAUGUAGAUCAGUGUUUCUGAAUGCUUUGUGUAUAGUGUGUAUCAUUCUACAUGUGUUUUAAUGUCACACGUGCCAUUUUUUGGUACUGUUUGGGUUCUAUAUUUUGGUUAAUGGAAAUGCUAUUAAAGUGUUUAAUAAAA